UUUUUAUUUUUAAAAUUUAUAAUAUUAAUUAAAGUAUAAUAGAUAUAUUUUAGUAUUUUAUAAUUCCAAUUUAAUUUUUUUAUUGAAUAUUUUUAUUUUUGUAUUUAUAUUUUUUUUUUAAAUCAUCCUCACGCAACCAUCCACAACCGCAAACGCUAGCUAGAACUAACUUUUGAAUUUAUGAGAUUUAAGGGGGUGAUUGGUUAGGCUGUAGGAAUUGACUUUAGCUUUAAUUUUCAUCUACAACCUUAAAUAUUACCAAUCAUGUUUUAUCUUGGUUUUUAAAGCUACAAAAAAAAAAAACUAAAGCUACAUCAAAAACACACAAAAAAUGGUUGUAAAAAUCUUAUUUUCUAAAGUCUCAUCUUUUUAGCUGUAGGAAAUUUUAAAGCUAUAUCCCUUAAAGAUAAAUCAAAAAUCCUACAAACUAAAUUAUAAAGUAAAUUUUCUACAGUUACAUUCCGACUAAUCACCACCUUAUAGUGGUUUGAAAGUGUUUAGAACGGUUUAAGUGAUUGUUACAAAACGUCAAUAACCGGUACCAACCGCAAAAAGUGAUUUUGUGGGUGAUAGUGGAGAAACCAGUACCCUAAGAUGGAGUGUUGGUUUAAACCUAGGAUAAUUUGAAGCCGUCAUAAUAAUGAGUGCCGGCUCUUGGGGUGUGCUCAAAGUGCACAUGCACAGGGUCCUUCAAUAUUCUGAAAUUUUUUGUUUAAGAAUUAGGUUCCUAGUUUGUUAAACAGCACAUAGAUUAGGGUCCUAAUUUGUAAAUUUAAGGAAAUAUCAUUAUAACUUUUGGGAAAAAAAUAUGUCUGCACAAGGCCCAUAAUGUAUUUAAGUAAUAAUCUUGAAGGAUGAUCGUAUUCGAAUAAAAAAUCUAACUAGUCAACAAUCAAUCCUGACACUUUCGUAGUCCAGUGCCGGUCAAAUUGAAACCACCUUAUUUUCCCAUGACUAAUCUUUAAUUAGGAUUUAAAAUCAAAUUUGUUAGUGCUAUUUUCUUGUCUCAAGUCAAAAAUUAAAUCUUAACCUUUUGACAAAAGAAAAACUAGAACGACCUUUGAAUUAAGAAAAAUAUGAAAAACAUAUAUUAUUCCUUUAUAAAUACGCACCCAAAACUCAAAUGUUAAAAACAAGAAAACAUACAACUUCGUCUCUCGAUACAUAGCUCACAUUAAGAAAAAAACACAAAACUAAGAUGGCUCAGAAUGGUUCGAACAGUACUGUGAAGCUGCUUGGAACAUGGUCAAGCCCAUUCGCCUUGAGGGGUCGAGUCGCUUUACACCUUAAGUCCGUUGAGUACGAGUACAUAGAAGAAGCCGAUGUUCUGAACUCGAAGAGCGAUCUUCUUCUCAAAUCCAACCCAAUCCACAAGAAAGUCCCUGUCCUUAUCCAUGGUGACGUCUCAAUCUGCGAGUCUCUCAACAUUGUUCAGUACGUCGAUGAAUCAUGGCCCUCCAAGCCUUCCAUCCUCCCUUCUGAUCCUAAAGAUCGCGCCGCUGCUCGUUUUUGGGCUCACUUCGUUGACGGAAAUGUAUCAAGUUUCACCAAUACCUUUGUUUCUUUAUAUAUAACUCUUGUGGAAUAUGUGUAUAAUGUUGUGAACAUGGUGCAGUGCUUUGAAUCGAUCGAUGCGGCGGCUGGAGCAAAAGAUGAAGCCGGGAGGAUGACGGCAGCGGGAAGUUUGAUAGAAUGUCUAGCGGCGUUGGAGGAGGGUUUUCAGAAGAGCAACAAAGGCGGAGACUUCUUCGGAGGCCAAAACAUUGGGUACGUCGACAUUGCAUGUGGCGCCAUAUUGGGUCCACUAUCUGUCAUCGAGGCGUUUUCAGGUAUGAAGUUUUUGAGUCCAGAGACAACACCGGGCCUGGUCCAGUGGGCCGAGAUAUUCAAAGCACAUGAAGCUGUGAAACCUUACAUGCCAACCGUUGCCGAGUUCAUCGAGUUCGCCAAACAGAAGUUCAAUGUCUAGUGAGAAGAUGUUCUGAAAAUGAUAAUCUUUUGUGUGCAUUUAUAUAUGCAGUGGAGGCGAAUGUGUGUUUCUGGUUUAUGUUCUCCAAGAUUGUGUUUAAAAAAUAUGUUGUUUGUAAGUUACUAUUUUCGAGACAUGUAAUAUAUAUAAUAUUUCAUAAUAUGAAUACAAAUUAUACAAUAAACAUUAUGCUAACUAUCCUUUGUUUUUAUUUGUGGGGUUAAUGACUCUAAUCAUGUUUGUUGCUGUGAGUUUUUCUAUUUAUCGAUGAUAAAGUUAUGAACGAAAAACAAUUUCUUAACAUUAGUACCAGAAAAUAACAAUUUAAUUCAUAUAUACAAUAAGGAUUGGUUACAAAACUAGGGAUCAAUUGUUUGUCUAGACUCAUCAACACUUACCUCCAUAAAUGACAUCUACGUAUAUUUAACUAGAUAGAUCACAUUGCUUUAAAAUCUAUUUUACAAGGUAAUUGAUUUAGAGUCUCUUGCAGUGCGACGAAUCCAAACCUUAAAUACUGCAGCAGUACGGCUUCGCUGUUCAACCCCUAAUGUUGGGGAAACUAAUGCCUUCAUGAGCAAUAAGAUACGUUGUGAUACUUGACAUGAUUCAAGAACAAAAUACGUGCUGCUUAGAAUUCUGUAUAAUGAUUAGUCAUUCAAAUGAGGAAAUUAAGUGCAUAUAUAAAGACGUCAAAAUAUUGCAGAGAUGUAACAUAAUCCAUACUGCACAAACAAAUAUCUAUUCUAUUAAAACAACAGCACGUAUUGAUAAAAGAUCGUGUUCAACUAUUAUUUCAGCCAAGCAUACAUUUUAAAUAUAACUGCAAUUAAAUUUAAUUUCUGAAUCUAACCACCACAUAUACAUGCCUAAUAAUUGGGUAACCGCCACAUUAACCACCAUGACCAGUUUGAUUAAAAAAUAUAUCGAUGCAGUUAUUCAUACAAACAUCAAUUAAUAUAUCACGUCAGUUACCAAAGAGACAUUUAUGCUAAUAUAUAUAUUUUUAAUAGUAAGUGAGAUACCAAAGAAACAAAAACAUUAGAAAAAUCAACUUUGUUUUAAUUAAAUUUAUGCCAAUAUAUAUUGACAUUCCAAACACAUAUUCCAAUAUAUAUUGACAUUCCAAACACAUAUCAAUUGUAACUAUAACUUUCUUACUUUUUAAAAAAUUAAUCACUUUAAACAUAAACUACAAAAUUAAUGUGUGAAAUGACCGUGACACAAUUGUAUAGUUAUGUAACAUCACAAAUUCAAUACAAUGAUCAAAACUUCUUACUAAUAAUUUAAAAAAAUAUUAUACACAAACAUAUAAAUUAAAUUUCUUUAACAUAUAAGAAAAUUACAAAAAAUGUUACUUAUUUACAUUAAAAAAACAAAAAAAUUACAAACCAAUAUUAUACAUGCGGGUCAAGAUCUAGAACCGACACAUAUGAUUACAAAGAAACGGGAUAAAGACAAUAAGAUUGCAAAGAA
Brassica rapa (field mustard) is the source of this 3442-nucleotide messenger RNA. Its product is annotated as glutathione S-transferase U12. The record is from RefSeq and is a predicted model, not a curated record. Gene Ontology annotation, molecular function: glutathione transferase activity. NCBI's taxonomy places the organism in Eukaryota, Viridiplantae, Streptophyta, Magnoliopsida, Brassicales, Brassicaceae. Gene Ontology annotation, cellular component: cytoplasm. Gene Ontology annotation, biological process: glutathione metabolic process.